GCUGCAAGUUGGUAGGUAGUUUUGUUGCCGAGUGUUUUUUCUAUACUUCGUGCUUGUUUUCGAGCACAAUUGUAAAACAUCUAAAUAAUAAUACUAAUGCUUGUAUUCACAAAAUAAGGAUUGAAAGAAAAAUAUCUUGAAUUAUAUUUGAGUGUCAUACCACAAUGGUUCUAUUUACGAAGAUCAUUUUUCUUAGCCUUUUUCUGAAGGCUCUUGCCAAACCGUCAAGAUGGCCAUCUCGUCCCUCUUCUGCGUGUGCCUGGUUAUUGCCGGUGCUUUCGCCGGUUCCAUACAGGAUGCCAACAUGUACAUGGACGCGGUCCUCCGAGAUCACCUUCCCAACAACGUCCGUUCCCUCAACCUGGACCCCGUCGGCGUCCCGGCAUUCAACGUGAAGGUCGACUCCACGGGUUUCACCAACCGCGACCUCAAGGCGGAAUUCAGGUCCGGAACCCUUUACGGCCUCUCGAGCACUCUCAGGCGCCGCGGGGACUGCGGCGUCCCUGGCUGGCAGGGGGCCAACGUCACCACGGGCUGCUACAUGUCUCUGGACGGUCUUCGUAUCACUUUCGACGGAUCCGCAAAAGGAUACGACAUGAGCGGCAGCAAGAAGGACUUCAGCAUGGACCUGGUCGUUGAGAAGACCAACGCUUUCGUGGAAGCCACUGGUUGGAGCGGCCGCCCAGCCGUGCUGAAGACCCUGACUGUGACAGGUGUCAACUUCCGCAUCAACAUGAACAAGAGCCUGAACUUGAACAGCAAGAGGCAGAAGAAGUUCGAGAAGGCCAUCAGUCAGAGCGUCCAGAACCUCUUCUUGGGGGUGCUCUAUGGUCCUUUCAGGGAGGCACUCAACCGCUCUGUUGCCAGGGUGGCUCUGCCAAGGGCGUAGGCAAUCUCGUUGUGAAGAAAAAAAUAAAAAAACGAGCAAUAUUGAA
This is a messenger RNA of Ixodes scapularis (black-legged tick), 935 nucleotides long. RefSeq lists its product as uncharacterized. The transcript is spliced from 5 exons. NCBI's taxonomy places the organism in Eukaryota, Metazoa, Arthropoda, Arachnida, Ixodida, Ixodidae. The record is from RefSeq and is a predicted model, not a curated record. Bases 230 to 889 code for a protein of 219 amino acids.